Messenger RNA from Rotaria sp. Silwood2, 723 nucleotides. The record is from the annotation of a GenBank genome assembly. NCBI's taxonomy places the organism in Eukaryota, Metazoa, Rotifera, Eurotatoria, Philodinida, Philodinidae.
AUGCGCACUGCUCUUGAAACAAUGAAGAAAAACUAUAAAGGUGCAAAAUUAGAAGACGGUUUACCAAUUGGAGGUCGAAAUAGACGUUUAACUGAUGAUAAAAUUCAUCAAUUUACUGUUUAUUAUGGUUCAGCUAUUCGAUCUCAUGUCAAUGAUUUGGAAUCAAUGAAAAUCGCUUGUUGGGCUACGUUUUAUCAUUACAGUUCGACACGUGAAAAUCCAAAUCAUGAUUAUUGUGAUCCAAGAAAGUGUCAUAUAUACAGAUACAAAUCAUUUGAUGCUAACAAGCAUAGUUUAGCACCUGCAGUAAUGAAUGCCAUCCGUCCUGUUUAUGAAAAGAUGUGUUCAGAUGAAAUGUUAUCGAAAGUCGUCGACGGUGGAACAACUAAUUCCAAUGAAUCAUAUCACAGUUAUAUUUGGUCAUUGUGUCCUAAAACACAAUUCCAUUCUGCCAAAUAUGUUCAUGAUGCUGCUUCUUUAGCUGCUAUUCUGUACAACGAUGGUUAUCAACUAUCAAUAACAAAACUGCUUCGACAAUGUGGUGUUCUAAGUACAACUCCUGCAUGUGUUCGAAUGCUAAAGUUAACUGAUAAUCAACGAGUGAAAGAACAUAAAUUCAAAACGAAAGCAACUCAACAAAAGAAACGACAUCGACAAAUAUUAACUGAACAACGUCUCAAUCAACAAGAAAAGUAUAACUAUGCGUCAGGAGCGUUUGAUUAA